GGUGGAGCGGAAGAGAAGAGAACAUCACUGCAAUAUACACAUACACAUCCUCACAGCCCUGCUGCCGAGAGGCUCUUCUCUUCUCUUCCACUGACACACACACAGACCACUUCCAGGAUCCUUAGAUCCUCAGUGGUGUGAGUCGUGGCUGCAGUACAGAAGAGCACUGCACCCCACAGGACCAGCACAGCCCAGGUAGAAGAGGAUCUGUGUCUGUUGAGAGCUGCUUAUCCCUAACCCCUCUUCUCCUCCUCUGCUGAUUUGUGGAUCGUUCCGCCGUGCUUGUGGCCAGGAGAAAACCUGUUUUCCGACUACUUUUCCAGCACAUCAAGCAGAAAGCAGUCUCAGAGAGAGGACAGUGACUCAAUGAGGGAGCCAGAGAGGGAGGAGCAGACCGACACCAGCAUGCCUCCCAAAUUCAAGCGGCACCUGAACGAUGAUGAGGUUACUGGCUCUGUGCGCAGUGAGAGGAGGAAUCUGCUGGAGGAAGACUCUGAUGAAGAAGAAGACUUCUUUCUACGAGGACCAACUGGACCCAGAUUUGGUCAGCCGAAUGACAAAAUUAGACAGGUGCAGUCUCAGGUUGAUGAAGUCAUUGAUGUGAUGCAGGAGAACAUUUCGAAAGUAAUUGAGCGUGGAGAGCGUCUAGAUGACCUGCAGGACAAAUCUGAGAGCCUAUCAGACAAUGCAUCUGCAUUCAGCAGUCGGGCCAAGCAACUGCACAGGAGGAUGUGGUGGAGAGACAUGAAGAUGAAGAUGAUUGUGGCGCUAGUGGUAGUCAUACUGCUGCUCAUUAUAAUAAUUCCUAUAAUACUAAAGUAUCGCUAGUUUCAAGCGGGGAGGAUGGAGGCUUGAUCUGCUCUUCCUCCUCCUCCUCCUCCUUCUCCUCCUCCUCACUCAUUCCUCCACACCAGAAGAGGGUGUCAUGCAUCAACUCGCUACAGCUUCAAGGGGACCAUCAUCUCACAGGGGCAGAGUAAAGAGUGUGCGUGCGUGCGUGUGGUGUGUGUGUGCUUGUGUAUGUAAUGUGGCCUCAUUGUAAAACAUGACAGAAUCUAAAGCGAUUAAGAUUAUGACAGCAAAUUUGAUAAGGAGAUGAAGACUGUCAAAGAAAAGUCUUUUUCUAGUGCCCGCACACACACGCACACACAUACACACACACCAGGCAACUUGUAGCCUCUUUGCCAAAUGUUUUAUUUUUAAAUUAAGAUCAGAUCUACACUUAAUAAUCAAAUUUUAGGUUAUCUCAUCUCUGUUUAUGAAUUUAUUAGAUAAAACCUUUGUACCCAUACCAGCAGUAUUAGUUUAUGGUACUCUUUCUCACACAUAUAUAUAUUUACCCCUGCAAGUCAAUAGAACUCUUUGGAUAAAGGAAAUGACGAUUUCACUCUGUACUGUUACUGUGAUAGCUUCAUUAUUCAGCAUAAUCUCUUGCUUUUUUAAGAACAAAAACAUGAAUUUAGACUUAAUCCAGGUUUGUUUGGAGGAGGGGGGGGGAGGUGAUGCUUUUAAUUGUCUGCUGCUAUUACCGUUUUCUCUAAAAGGAAUUUUUUUGGUUACUCGCAAGUGUACAAACUGUUAAAACGAUCACUGUAAAUUGUGGUGAGUUGUAUUGUUUCGCUUUUUAAUGGGUUUGCGCAGCCCUUCUUAUAAAGGUUUACGUAAACGAUCGACUUAACUAUGUUCUUAUAAAGUGCUGUAAUUUCGCAAGCUCAUUUUGGGGAGCUCAGUGCUUUUAUGAGCUCACUUUAGGGGUGAGGCCUUUCAAAGUUGAAUACUAGUCUAAAGGUUUUUAUUGUUACGGCACUGAGGUGACAAAAGAGGAACUGGUAGCCUGUAAAAAUAUAGUUUCAGCUGGGUUAUUGUUCGUCAGGUCUUUUAUUAUGUUCUCUGCUGGAAGUUGAAGCUGGUAAAAAGCAGACCGAACUGGCGUACACUGAAUAUUUCCAGGAACGUCCCACAGAUAUCAUCUGUAGUGUUUUUUGGAGGUUACUAACUGACUGGAUAUGAAUUUGCUCGUUUCCAGUACACGUGAGCUUAAAAGCUCAGAUUCCAAAACUCAAGCAUUAAUGUGAUCUGUUGAGCCAGCAAAGCUUUUGCAUGUGUAAAAUUGUGGUUUAUUUAACUGCUGUCAUUUUUAUUGGGGGGAAAAAAUACACAUGACACUUUGUUAAGCAAGUAAUCAACUUUGUAUGGCCUAUGUGAGAGAUAUUUCUGAUGGUUUGAUUGAGGGAGAAUGGAAGAAAACGGACAUUCUGUAAAUUUGUAUCAACUUGUAUUGCUUUACUGACUUAUUAUUAUUAUUAUUAUUAUUAUUUUGUAUUUAAUUUAUAUGUAAAUAUUCAUUCCUUUAAGAGGUGGGCGGUGGAGUCGCAUUGGCAGACUGUGAACUACUUUUACGUUUUGAAAUAAAGUGAUUUUAAAGCGG
Messenger RNA from Astyanax mexicanus (Mexican tetra), 2428 nucleotides. It is a transcript of the gene vamp4, whose product is annotated as vesicle-associated membrane protein 4. NCBI's taxonomy places the organism in Eukaryota, Metazoa, Chordata, Actinopteri, Characiformes, Acestrorhamphidae. The record is from RefSeq and is a predicted model, not a curated record. Bases 367 to 828 code for a protein of 153 amino acids. Gene Ontology annotation, cellular component: membrane. The transcript has 9 exons. Gene Ontology annotation, biological process: Golgi ribbon formation; vesicle-mediated transport.